Molecule: messenger RNA, 4653 nt
Organism: Mizuhopecten yessoensis (Yesso scallop)
Lineage: Eukaryota; Metazoa; Mollusca; Bivalvia; Pectinida; Pectinidae
Product: kyphoscoliosis peptidase-like
Exons: 5
Coding region: 399-2318 (639 amino acids)
Source: RefSeq, a predicted model, not a curated record
CAAACUUUUUUGAAUUUCGACCAAUUCAUUUAUAUCUUAAUCAGUUAGGACGUAAUUUCAAAAGUUAAAUCUUAGCACAACCCUAUACUUUGUACACGCGAAGGACUAUACAACUAUUGACAUACCGGCUUUUUGUUUAUACACAUGUAUUAUGUAUGUGCUAUUUUUACAACUAUCGUUGAGGACCCCUAACACGUAUUCGAUUCCUACCCGUGUCAGCGAGUUAUUUGAGCUAUGAUAGAACUUUAAUUAUGACAGUGGGGAGUGCCUAUAGGCUGUGUGUUUUGGAGAUGGUUGCUAUUUUCUCUUGAGACGACAGGAGUUGGACGGACUAAGCAUGCUGAAUUGAAGAGUGAGAUUGUCCCGAACAGGUGACAGAUCACUGAGUUAUAGCUACCAUGGGUUGCGGAACCUCCACCCAAACAAAGCCGACUAAAAGUCGAGAGACACAUGACACGGUCAUUAGCGAUGUGGAUUUAGACGACAACUAUAACGAAUCGUCCACAAACAAAAGAUUGGGAAAUUCUUCUAAGAACUCCUCCUCAACCCCCGCCAUCACUGUUACACAAACUUCUGCAACCAAGCGACAUGCACCAACCCAACCUCAGACGGCGAAACAGUCAAAAUCUUCGACAAAAUCUCACAUCGAUGAAAGUCUUGAAUUGGAAGCUCUAGAUGGGGAAGACUAUCCACCAAAGCCAUGUAAACUGAAGAAAAUUGAUAUCGUGCCAGAUGUUAGCAUGUUUAAAAACAUCGAUGAACAUGUAGCUAAGACUCCUAAAUCUGCUACAGCAUCAAUCCCAGAACUAGCAAAAUAUCUCUGUCAGCCAGCAAAGAAUCAUCUGGAAAAAAUUCGGGCAAUUUACCAAUGGGUCUCGAGAAAUAUUGAGUAUGACGUGGCGGGAUUCCUCAAUCUUGACGGAGCACAAAAGAAAUCCAAUGAUCCAGAUUCCGUACUCCGCAACCGCUGCAGUGUGUGUCAGGGCUAUGCCGACCUGUUUUUGUCUCUAUGCAGAGAGGUAAAUGUUCCAGCAAAGACUAUUUCCGGAUAUGCGAAGGGGUAUGGCCACAAGGCUGGCGUCGCCAUAACAACCAAAACAGAUACAAAUCAUGCCUGGAAUGUCGUUUUCGUAAACAAUGAAUGGCGUCUUGUUGAUUGCACGUGGGACGCCGGUCAUGUUGGCGACAAUAAAUUUCACAGGCAUGAGGGAGAAUUUUACUUCUUGACUGACCCAGAUAUUUUCAUCAACGACCAUUUUCCAUACACUAAAAAGGACAUGACUUUAAGUCAGCAAUGGCAGUUACUUAACCAGCCACGUGACUUAGAAAACUUUAGCAAGUUGGUAAAGAUGCCAAAACAGGCUGUUCUGUAUGAUGUAGACUUAGUGUCGCACAAAGAGUCAAUAAUCCCGGUGACAAAGGAAGUAGUUGUCAAGCUUGUCGCAAGAGGAAAGCUUCUUAACAACGUAGGCGCACGCCUCAGUGACGUAAACGGCACAUUGCAUGACCAGUGUGUGUUUGUUGAGAAGGAAAGGGAGACAACAUACUCUGUAACGGUCAGGCCUCAAAAACUGGGAAAGUACACUCUAAGUCUGUAUGGAAACCAGGGAGAACAGAACAGUUUAAAUAGUCUAGUCAGUUACGUGAUUGACUGUAAAAUAGUAGACAAAACCGCCAAACCAUUUCCGGUACAUUUUGGUUUGUGGGGAGCAGAACCUAACUACGCAGAGUAUGGGUUUGACAAGAGAGUGGCGCAACGUGCAUCAUUUGAAUCGGAUACAGGAGAGUUAGAAAUGCGUCUGCCGGUCAUAGAGCCAGUUAAAGCUCUUGGCAAGCUAGCAUUCUCUGAAGACGACGAGGGCGAUGAUGAAUACAUUAUGUUGGAGCAAGGUCAGAGCGAGCUCGUGGUCCAAAUACGAAUGAACAGAGCGGGCUUUUACAAAUUUCUGAUGUUUGCAAAGAAAGAAAAUGGUUCUUCUUACGAAAAAGUAUUGCAGUAUCUCAUAUAUUGUAAAAACCCAGUAAAGCAAUAUCAACCAUUCCCGAAAGUCUUUCCAGAAGCUAUGGUUGGACGCAUGACUCUUAUCGAGCCAAAAACAAAGUCAAUUCCAGCGGAAACGGAUGUUCAUUUCCGCCUGACUUCUUCGGUCAUAGACAUUGUUAGAAUAGGAACUAAUAAUUUUGAAAGAGGUGACAACAACACGUGGAACAUUGAUGUGAUGACACCCUCAUCCGGCGAAAAACUAAAUAUUUUCGGACGCAUAAGUGAUUCCAGUGAUAGUUCUUAUAAAGGCCUGUACGCAUUUGACAUUGCAUGAAUGAACAUGGACAGUAGUUAGAAAGCCUAGUGGCGUUAAGCUGAACAUAUUGUAUCCUAUCAGAUUAUAAAUACAUAUAUUAUCCGGAUUUCUUUUAGACGUGUCCUUCAUAGAGAAUUAGUAUAGUGUUUGGUGUUGAUUUUCUAUUCCAUUGCAACUCUACUUUUAACAGAUAUGAGUUAUUAUCAUAUUAAGUGUAUGUUUAACUCCAACAUAUGAAUGACCGAAAGCUGCUUUCUACGUAUUUCUGUGUAUGAUUUUGCAACAAAGACUUAUUGGCAACUUUUCAGAAAUUCAUAUUUCCAAGUUGUUUAUUUCCAAAAGAUCUAUUGACCUUUCAAGCUUAACUAUUCAUAACAAACUAUAAAGUUAUUGGUCGAGAAUGCAAAAACACAGUUUUAUUUAACCGUGUUCCUAUUAGCAGUCGAAGAUCAGUCGCUAGUGUCCUCAUAAAUUGAUCUCAAAAUGACAAACCCAUUGUCAUCGGCCCAUAGCUAGGCAAGCAGACAGGCAAUUGGUUUCCAUUUUAUGAAACUAAUCGUUGCAACAAUGACAUAAUUUAACGACAAUAACCCUAGAUGUCACGGUUUAAUUGUGGCUGCCCAAAAAGUAAAUAGUUCCCAAUUUACUUUUUCCAAGUGGCAAUAACCGAAAAUAUGUCUAUAUUGAUACUAUUUUAUUUAUACCUUGUUUCUUUUCCAUGCAUUGCAAGUAGUGGUCGACAAUCACUCGUUUAUUUAAACCGUAUCAUUAAUUGUUGGCACUCUUAUGCCUGUAAGGUCAGAAGAAGACGAGAAUAAUUCGUUUAAGACGUAGUGUGCAAAGUGUUGACAAUGCCCGUACAAAUCAUUAAGUUUAUUUUCACCAAACGACAUUAAGCAAUGCAUGAAAUACUUUGUAACAAAUUAAAGACAAUGACUGGAUUAAAGUCCCAUGUGAAUGACGUAUAUUUUUACAUGUUUCCGUCGAUGUAAUAUCAUUAUAAAAAUAUGAAAUUCACCAAUAUCACGAAUAUACUGUUAGAUUUAAUUAUUUGACACUCUUUCUCCUAUCAUGCAGUCCCAUGUUUUCGGGUGAUCAUUUGUACUUUGAGUUUUGAUAAGCAAACAUAUAAUUUGCGUUCAUUUUAUUCAGACUUAUUAUGCUUCAAACAAUUGGGCUGCAGAAUGUAUUGUAAAGAAAAUAUUUAUUGAUGUACAUUUCAUAUAUAUCCGUAUACAAUAUAUGGUUUACUUUUUAUUAUUUUUGCAUAAUUGUUUUUAUUCAAAUAUAACUGACGUGUAUCAAAUUGUUGACUGUGAUAAAUUAAGUCUUUCUGUAUGUAAUAUGUUAAUACUGUACAACACAUGUAAUUACAUUCCUUGUUAUGUUAGGUACUGAUACGAUAAUGUUAUCAUAUAUAUCUUAAUUCUCCCCAUGAGACUGUGAUAAUCAAUAGUUGGAAGAGAGAUAUGAAAUUAAGAACGUUACGUGUACCUGUAUUGCAAUCGAAUACAAUGGUGCUGGGCAAUAUAUUUUAACGUUUUACUAUAUUUUUUAUGUGUUUUAUUUUAUUUUAUAUUAUUUAUUCUCUUUAUAAAUUUAUUAAUCAACCCGGUUUAAAAUGUUUGUAUGGUAAACACAAACGCUAAAAAAGGUAUUUAAAUUAUGUUUACAUUGAACAAUCUAUUUUCCAUCGGUCUUAUAAGAUUUCUUGAUUAAAUGUUAUUUCCAAUUAUGUAUUGUAUUGUUCGGAUGAGUUGUGUGUUUUGUAAACGUUUAGUCUAACUAUAACGCUAGAAUAUAAGUUUGGAGGAACAGAAGAUUGAAUUAUGUAUUUAUUUUUGUUGUAUUGUCCGGAUUAGUUGUACGUUUAGUCUAACUAUAACGCCAGAAUAUCAGUUUGUAAGAACAGAAGAAAAACACUCAGUAAGUAAUUAAGGAGAGUGAUUUAGUUGGCCUGGUGCCUAACUCCCAUUGUAUCUACAUACCGAGCAAUAAAGUGUUCUGAAGUGUAAGUAAUUGAUGGGUAUUGAUAUGCGCCAUUUCACGAAUUACAUACCUUGCUGAUUUGUGUCUAAUAGCUAUACAACUAUAGACAAUAGCUUCAGUUGUAGGUGUAUCUACAUCUACCACGUGACGAUUACCUAUUUCAAUCAAACGUUACCGCAUUAGGAUUUUCCCUAUUGAGACAUUAUAGUUUUUAAUGUUAUUUGAAGACUGUGAAUAGAAUAAAGGUAUAAAUACUGAAUAUGUACAGGUGUUAACGGUAUGCCUGUUUACACUCACAUGCACAUUUAAACAUGAAAUGAAAACGAUGGAACAAGUUAUAUUUACUAAAACAAAUCUGUAUAAA